Molecule: messenger RNA, 4841 nt
Organism: Oryzias melastigma (Indian medaka)
Lineage: Eukaryota; Metazoa; Chordata; Actinopteri; Beloniformes; Adrianichthyidae
Product: NACHT, LRR and PYD domains-containing protein 12
Exons: 15
Coding region: 97-3768 (1223 amino acids)
Molecular function (GO): protein binding
Source: RefSeq, a predicted model, not a curated record
CUCCUUCUUUGAUUAUUCCUUCCUUUGAUGUUGUGAAGAACUGCAGAAUAAGGUAAAUGGAGAAAGUUUGUGAGCUGAUCCAGUGAAUCCAGCAGUAUGGAUCAGAGUGAGGACAGAAAGGAGGGAGCCCGUAAAGGAACUCUGCCUGUGGAAGAAGAGGGCCGAAACAAAACUUUGAGGUGGAAGAACAAACUUGGACCUAGAUCUGAUCCCAGCUGGGCGUCGUUCAGGAGUUACAAAUCAAUGGAAGUACUUCCUAACUUCAAAGGCAUCAGUCCAAUAAUGGAGCAAAUGGACCAGGAGAGCUCAGAGACUUCUGGUGGUUUGUCUAUCCAAACAGAACUGGAUUCCAUCUUUCUGCUGCUGGAGGACAACAUUGUCACGUUUGUGAAAAAGGAACUGAAAAAGAUCAAGAAGCUUCUGAGUCAGAGGGAGGAUGAGGAGGAAAUGGAGAGUGAAUAUCAAACGCAGAGGAGCAGCAGAGAGUCACUGAUGAAGAUCACAGAGAACUUCCUGAGGAGAAUGAAGCAGGAGGAGCUGGCUGAUCGACUGCAGAGCAGUUUCAAUACUGCAGUUUGUCGACAUAAGGUCCAAUCUGGUCUGAAGAAGAAGUUCCAGUGUGUGUUUGAUGGAAGUGCUAAAGCAGGAAACCCAACCCUUCUAUACGAGAUCUAUACAGAGCUCUACGUCACAGAGCAAGGAACUAGAGAGUUGAAUGAAGAACAUGAGGUCAGACAGAUUGAAACAGCAUCCAGGAAAGCAGACAGAGCAGAAACCAGCAUCAGACAAGAAGAGCUCUUAAAACUCCCAGCUGGAAGACAAGAACCAAUCAGAACCGUGAUGACAAAGGGAGUGGCUGGCAUCGGGAAAACAGUCUUAACACAGAAGUUCACUCUGGACUGGGCUGAAGGCAAAGCCAACCAGAACAUCCACUUCAUAUUUCCAUUCACUUUCAGAGAGCUGAAUGUGCUGAAAGAGGAGAAGUUCAGCUUGGUGGAACUUGUUCAUCACUUCUUCCCAGAAACCAAAGCAGCAGGAAUCUGCAGCUUUGAACAUUUCCAGGUCGUCUUCAUCUUUGAUGGUCUGGAUGAGUGUCGACUUCCUCUGGAUUUCAACAAGUCUCAGCUCCUAAAUGACCCUAGAAAGCCCACCUCAGUGGGUGAUCUGCUGACAAACCUCAUCAGGGGGAACCUGCUUCCCUCUGCUCGCCUCUGGAUAACCACACGACCUGCAGCAGCCAAUCAGAUCCCUGCUGAGUGUGUUGACAUGGUGACAGAGGUCAGAGGGUUCAAUGAUCCACAGAAGGAGGAGUACUUCAGGAAGAGAUUCAGAGAUGAAGAGCAGGCCAACAGUAUCAUCUCCCACAUCAAGAGAUCCCGAAGCCUCCACAUCAUGUGCAACAUGCCAGUCUUCUGCUGGAUCACUGCUACAGUUCUGGAUGAUCUGUUGAGAAGUAGAGAGGGAGAAAAGCUGCCCAAGAGCCUGACUGAGAUGUACAUCCACUUUGUAGUGGUUCAGGCCAAAGUCAAGAAGGUCAAGUAUGAUGGAGGAGAUGAGACAGAUCCUCACUGGAGUCCAGAGAGCAGGAAGAUGAUGGAGUCUCUGGGAAAACUGGCUUUUGAGCAGCUGCAGAAAGGAAACCUGAUCUUCUAUGAAUCCGACCUGACAGAGUGUGGCAUCGAUAUCAGAGAAGCCUCAGUGUACUCAGGAGUGUUCACACAGAUCUUUAGAGAGGAGAGAGGACUGUACCAGGACAAGGUGUUCUGCUUCAUCCAUCUGAGUGUUCAGGAGUUUCUGGCUGCUCUUCAUGUUCACCUGACCUUCCUCACAUGUGGACUCAACCUCAUGGAAGAAAAGAGAGAAUCUGAGAUAAUUAAUAAGAAACAAACUAUUUCACUGCAGUUCUGCCAGAGUGCUGUGAACAUGGCCUUAAAUAGUCCAAACGGACACCUGGACUUGUUCCUCCGUUUCCUCCUGGGUCUUUCAUUGCAGACCAAUCAGAGUCUUCUACGAGGUCUACUGACAGAGACAGGAAGUAGCUCACAGACCAAUCAGGAAACACUCCUGUACAUCAAAGAUAAGAUCAGUGAGGAUCUGUCUGCAGAGAAAAGCAUCAACCUGUUCCACUGUCUGAAUGAACUGAACGAUGGUUCUCUAGUGGAGGAGAUCCAACAGUACCUGAGGUCAGGACGUCUUGCCACAGAUAAGCUGUCUCCUGCUCAGUGGUCUGCUCUGGUCUUCAUCUUACUGUCAUCGGAAGACCUGGAAGUGUUUGACCUGCAGAAAUACUCUGCUUCAGAGGAGGCUCUUCUGAGGCUGUUGCCAGUGAUCAAAGCCUCCAACAAAGCUAUACUGAGUGACUGUAAGCUGUCAGAGAAAAGCGGUGAAGGUCUGUCCUCAGUUCUCAGCUCUCAAUCCACCAGACUCAGAGAUCUAGAUCUGAGUAACAACAACCUGCAGGAUUCAGGAGUGGAGCUUUUAUCUGCCGGGCUAAAGAGUCCACAUUGUAAAGUGGAGACUCUCAGUUUGAAAAAUUGCAGUUUGUCAGAAAUGAGUUGUAAAGCUCUGGGCUUUGCUCUAAUGUCCAACCCAUCCAACCUGGCAGAACUAGACCUGAGCUUCAACACCCUCAAGGAUUUAGGAAUUGUUCAUCUGAGUGGUUUUCUGGAGAGUCCAAACUGUAGAUUGCAGACUCUGAGAUUGAAGAGCUGCAGUUUUUCAGAGAUCAGCUGUGAAGCUCUGGGCUCAGCUCUGAAGUCCAACCCAUCCAAACUAACAGAACUGGACCUGAGCAAGAACAUCCUCAUGGAUUCAGGAGCUGUUCAUCUGCGUAGCUUUCUGGAAAGUCCAGACUGUAGACUACAAAUUUUAAGGUUAGAGAGUUGUAAAUUUUCCAAGACCUGCUGUGAACAUUUAGGCCCAGCUCUGAAGUCCAACCCGUUCCAUCUGAUUGAACUAGACCUGAGCAGAAAUGCCCUCCAAGAUCCAGGGUUUCUUCAUCUGCGUGGUUUUCUGGAGAGCCCAGACUGCCAACUGCAGACUCUGAGGCUGAAGAGCUGCAGUUUGUCAGAGACCAGCUGUAAAGUUUUGGUCUCAACUCUGAAAUCCAACCCCUCCAAUCUGACAGAACUGGACCUGAGCUGGAACACAAUGAGGGAUGCAGGAGUUCAUCUGCGCCGUUUUCUAGAGAAUUCAGACUGUAGACUUCAGAUUCUGAGGUUGGAGAGCUGCAAUUUGUCAAAGAUGAGCUGUAAAGCCCUGGGCUCAGCUCUGAAGUCCAACCCAUCCAAUCUGACAGAACUGGACUUGAGCCAAAACAAACUAAAACAUUUAGGAUUUCUUCAUCUGCGUGGUUUUCUGGAGAGUCCAGACUGCAUACUGCAGACUCUGAGGUUGGAGGACUGCAGAUUAUCAGAGAUCAGCUGUAAAGUUCUAGGCUCAGCUCUGGAGUCCAACCUGUCCCAUCUGACAGAAUUGGACCUGAGCAUGAACAACCUGCAGGAUUCAGGAGUUCUUCAUCUGUGUGGUUUUCUGGAGAAUCCAGAGUGCAGACUGCAGACUCUGAAGUUAGAGAAAUGCAGUUUGUCAAAGAUGAGCUGUGAAGCUCUGAGCUCAGCCCUGAAGUUAAAUCCGUCCAAUCUGGCAGAACUGGACCUGGGCAUGAACAACCUGCAGGAUCCAGAUCUUCAGCAGCUCCAAGAUCUGGUGAAAAAUCCAAUCUGCAAAUUGCAGACUGUGAGGUGGGAGGGGCAAGCCUCAAGCAAGUGAUGUUCCUCCUGGUGGAGCAGAGAUGUUCUGACAGGAGCAUGGAGAGCACAGUGAUGGAGGAAUCGGAGGAAGUGGAGAUGAGUGUCAGAGCUGCAGCAUGAACUGAUCUGAGAUCAGCUCCACUGUCUCUCUCAGCAUUAAGUGGAGUGUUGAUGGAAUGUUGAAGGACUCCAUUUCAUCUUCUCUAACUUAGCCUUCUCUUCUCUCUCAUAUUGUGAGCUUCUCUUAACUUUGUCCACAUCCUCUUGUUGUAAUCAUCCUUCCUGUCAGCUGACGUCCGUGUUUCUCUGUACAUUUUCAUGAAGGAGCAACUGUGGGUCUCAGCUGUUAUAAUUUCACCACUAAAAUCAGUUGAUCAAACAAACCAGCACAUACUGAUCAAUCGUCAAUCAGCUUUUCUUCAUCUGUCAAGAAACUUCUCUGAAUGAUCUGUGUUGGUGAUUCAGAUUAAGAUAUGUUUCUUGCCGAAGCUCACAAUUAUUUUUGUGUUUCUUGGACUCCUGCACAUCUCUGCACCACAAAAUAGACCAGCAUUCUCUGAAAUCAUUCAGCUGGUCCAGAAACCAGCAGCAUGUUAAAGAUGGACCACCUUAUAGCAGUACUAAUCAUACUGAUUUUAAUUUCUUUUUUUUAAUUGUCACUUUUUUAAACAUGUUUUCUUCAGCACUUUAAGAAUUGGGAUGAAGACUUCUCAGAUUCUCCCAUGAAUCUAUGCAGUUUUUACAAGAACUGAGCAAAAGAAAAAGUGGACUUCUACUCUCGGUUUUAGGAUCUGGAGGAAAAGACAUGCAGACAGAUACUAAAUAAUUGGAAACUAACAAAAUGUAAAUGACAACAGUUAUCUGCCGGUCGACGGUUUGUCUUCCAAAUCUAUUCUUUUAUACAUCAUGAGGGAAUUUCCUUUAUUUUUAGCUACAUUAAUGCAUUAACAAGUUCUUAUUUUAAAACUCUUAUUUUAACAAUGUAUUUGAGUUUGUGACUGGACAAAUCAACGGCUGAGUGAAUCGUUGAUUAGAUUGAACAUUUGUGUAUUAGAUAUGUGUUGGUCAGUCAUUCAGGCGUUGGAGCCAGAA